GAAAGAUGAUGGCGUACUGAGAACGAUGAACGCAGAUAAAUUAUUGAAAACCAUUCCUGUUUUGCAAAAUCAACUAGAUGCACUCCUAGAAUUCAAUUGUUCUGUCGACGACCUAACAAACGGCGUUAUCAACAUGUCAUUUAUGUUGUUAUUCAGAGAUUUAAUAAGACUUUUUGCCUGCUAUAAUGAUGGCAUUAUUAAUUUAUUAGAGAAAUUUUUCGAUAUGAAUAAAAAACAAUGCAGGGAAGCUUUUGAUGUUUAUAAGAAGUUUUUGGUAAGAAUGGACAAAGUAGCAGAAUUCUUGAAAGUAGCAGAGAAUGUUGGCAUUGAUAAAGGGGAUAUUCCUGAUCUCACUAAGGCACCAAGCAGUCUCCUGGAUGCUCUCGAGCAACAUUUAAAUCAGAUGGAAGGGAAAAAAUCAUCAUCUACUUCAUCUCAAUCAUCCAGCAGUAGCAAUCAAAAGAAUAUCAGAUCUGGAGUAACAGCACUAUCAUCUACAAGUAAUGCAUUUGGUAAUGUAGUAGCAAACGGUCGUUUUGAUACUCCACCCAAUGGAAUAGAUGAGAAUCUAAAAUCGCAAAUUUUAGCAGAAGAAGAAGCGGCCAUAAAUCAGUUCAAGUCGAAAGUCUCGCCAUCUGCGGCCAGUAAUCCAUUUUUGAGCAAUUCUUCUUCUUCAAUGACAGUAUCAUCUCAAUCUGGAAACGCUCUCACUCCAACAGUAGAUUUAUUCACUUCUGAUCCUGUGCCUCCUCCUGUGAGGGUAUCAGAUGAUCUGCUUCAGAUGUCGAAUCCAUUUUCUGACGCUUUCUCACAGCCACUGCCUAUUACCAGCAACCAACCCAUGUUCAUACCUCCACACCAGAAUAAUAUAUGGAUGGCAAAUGGCAAUGGUUUUGGGGUGACUACUCCAGUAACAAGUCCUGUGAUAACAAAUGGAGCAUUUGUCACGGAAAAUAGUUUUGCUUCUGUUUUUGGCAACACAGAAUCCAAUGCUAGCAGCUUUGACGCCUUAGGAGGUCUCCUUCAACCGAUGAAUUCAAGUGGGCAUAAAAACGAUACAUCGACGAUUUCGACAAGCAAUAAUAAUGCUAAUAACAAUCAGCAAUCUUCAACUAAUGGACUUUUGACAGGUGAUUUGGAGUCUAGUCUAGCAUCUUUGGCAGAAAAUUUAUCCAUAAACAAUAGAGUACUUCCUCCAAAGAACGUUCAAUGGAAUUCCCCGAAAAAUGGUUCCAAAACAGGAAACAGCUGGACCCCCCAGCCUAUGUCAGACACAACAGGUGCAGGAUAUAAACCCAUGAACCAAUCCAUGCAGACUUCACCAUUCAGCAGUAUGACAGUAACAUCUCCUCAACCUUCGAUUUAUCCUCCAAUCUUGGGUAUUCGUCCAAUUCCUCCGAGUCAUUCCAUGAUGGCACCAAUACCAACCAUGAGCCAAGUAAAUCCCACUCCCAACCAAAUGGGCCAGUCACUGUUAUUCCACUGAGAAAGUGGGUGUUAUGUUUUGUAUGAAUGUAUGUACGCCAUCCUUCAAAUGUAUAUAAUUUUGUCACUUGUAACAAUCAAGGGUACAAUAAUGAUAGUUAUAGUUUUAUUGUAUCUAUACAGUAUCGAUAAAUUGAUAUAGAAUGGCAGCAGAUCAGGACAUAUCAAAGUGAUAUUCUAUUGAAUAUAUUUCUGUAUAUCUGCCGUAUUUUAAAUCAACUCGUAUAUAUGAAAAAAUUGUGAUUAUACUUCAACUGUUUUUUUGCCACUGCUUUUAGGGGCAGUUUCUUUUAUUCUCAUUUACUCCAGGUGUGAUUAUAUAUGAAUAAAAUGAUGUAGUAUAUUACCAUGUUUAAAAAACUUGUUUUGUUACUUUACUUCUCUUCUCAUCACUCAUCUGGAUACGAAAUACAAUUGAAUUGAAUUUUAAGGAAUGACCUGUAGUUAUAAAAAAAGAGGUACAAGAACUUAUUUGGAAAUAGAUUUCGUUGUCUCCAGACAGAAAUUUUUUAUGGCUAUUUCAGCAUUGUUUCCAUUUAUGUGAGGUCAAACCUUGAGAAGUGGUAGGUAUAUAAAAAUUGGGUUGAAAUGUUUUUUCCUGAUUUUUUUUUAAAUAUGCCACCUAAUUGUGGACGAUCAAUUUUUAUUUUUCAGGGUUCAUUUGUAAUAAUUGUAACUUUGGGUAUGCUGCAACCAAAAAAUUUUUUUGAGCACUGUCCGACUCGUAUAGAAUCAUACUCUAUUAAUUGUUACUUAGGUCAAUAUACAUUUGUGUUUUUACAAUGUCAAAGAAAUGAGGAAUCAUUACCUCAAAGAAGAUAUUUGGAAACAAAUAAGAAAAAAAUAUUAGAUGAAUAAGUCUCUGGAAUGACUUAUUGAAGUAUUUGUAAUGUAUUUUAUGAUCCUAAAAUACUUCGAGAAUGAUUUUCUUGAAUCACUACAAGGAGGUGCUGCUAAGAAGAAUUGUUGACAUUGCCAUCUUUUAAUUGGCCUGAAUACUUUUAAUACUUUCCUCAAAGAAAAUGUGAUGAUAUUUUGCAAUAUUUUUAUUGGCCUAAAUACUUUCAAUAUUUCCCUCAAAGAUGAUAGUGAUAAUACUCAAUUCAGUUUUUGAAUAACUUUUGGUUAUCAUUUGUAAUUAUUGUAGCAUCUGAAAAAUUUCCACUCUUUUUAACAAUCAGUGAUUUGCACUAGGCUUUAAAUGACAUUCUUUUAUUGUACUCGUGAUAAAUCAUCUAUAAAGUUCGAUGUCGACAGUGAGCAUUUCAGUUAUACUGAUCCUCAUAUCACUAUAUAUUAAGAGACUGAUACCCAAAGUGGUGAAAAAUAUAUAGUUCAUUGAAAUAACUUGAUAUCAUUCAAUUGAAAAUGAAGUAAAUGCAAAUAAUUUGACACUGGGAUUUUGAAUCUACUUUUUGAACUUUAUAUAUUUUGGAUUUGAGAAAAUGAAAAAUAUUCAUUACCUAAUGAUUGAGUUUCUAAUAAAAACCGUUGGUAAAUUUUCAAUGAUGUAUUAUACUUUUCAUGUUCGAAAAUGAGUGCCAAAUAGAAAACAAACUUAUAUGAAAGCGUAGUGGGGCCACAUGUUUUUAUUA
Molecule: messenger RNA, 3080 nt
Organism: Leptinotarsa decemlineata (Colorado potato beetle)
Lineage: Eukaryota; Metazoa; Arthropoda; Insecta; Coleoptera; Chrysomelidae
Product: phosphatidylinositol-binding clathrin assembly protein LAP
Biological process (GO): synaptic vesicle budding from presynaptic endocytic zone membrane; clathrin-dependent endocytosis; clathrin coat assembly
Cellular component (GO): extrinsic component of presynaptic endocytic zone membrane; clathrin-coated pit; clathrin-coated vesicle
Molecular function (GO): 1-phosphatidylinositol binding; SNARE binding; clathrin heavy chain binding
Source: RefSeq, a predicted model, not a curated record